AUGAAAGUCCUCUGGGCCCAGGGGCCCGCCUGCAUUUCGCGCCACAUCUGCACGCCACGUUUGCGCGCCGCAUUCGUUUGGCGAUUCCGUCUGCCGCUCUUGUGUCACUGGUUUGCCCCGAGUUUCGCCCGUGUGAAAUCCCCACGCUGCGACAACGUCAUGUCUUCAACGUAUAAGUUGUCUCCCUGGAUUUCAAACGCCUACAUCUUCAAGUGCUUAUCUCCGAACUUGUCAGAUCGGGACCCUUUGAAGCAAUUGGAAGAUGACGUUCAAAUCACGCAUCAAUGCCGAGCAGAAAGAAUUCUAGACAUGGCGACGAUCAGCUCUCGCCAUCGCGCCCAACAUUCACACGCCUCCGUCGUUUGCCAAUAG
Molecule: messenger RNA, 372 nt
Organism: Protopolystoma xenopodis
Lineage: Eukaryota; Metazoa; Platyhelminthes; Monogenea; Polystomatidea; Polystomatidae
Source: the annotation of a GenBank genome assembly